Molecule: messenger RNA, 846 nt
Organism: Austrofundulus limnaeus
Lineage: Eukaryota; Metazoa; Chordata; Actinopteri; Cyprinodontiformes; Rivulidae
Source: RefSeq, a predicted model, not a curated record
AUAAAUGCUGAAUUCAAGAGAAUCACUACUCUGCCACUGCAGUCCCGGUUCCUCUCGCAGCUCGACAUUCUGUCUUCCAAACUUCUUGCGCUCUAUAAAAAAAGAGGCGGACAAAUAGGCAAACGCCUAAAAAGUAUAAUGGACCAAAUGACUGAAGAAGAUGUCGACCAUGGGCGUGAAAGUGUUCUGAAGGGCCUUUGUGUGUACCUCAAUGAAGACCCAGAACACCUGAUACGACAGCAUGUAAUCCUCAUCAACUCAGGUAUACCUUUGAAGUUCUCCAGAAACUGGUCAUGGAACUAGAUGGUGGCACACUUUCAAAGAAAGUCCAGGUCCUGAAGAAUAGACUCAAUGAGUAAAGCUGGCCAGUGAGCAUGACCAGCUUAUUUGAGGACCUUGCCCAUUCAAGUUGCUGUUCAUUGUUCUCAUGUUGUUGUGAACAAACUCUUGCAUAUGCUUAGGUGCUGUAAAAAAAGUCUUUCUGUAGUGAGAAUGGUUUUCAUUAUUUAUCAUGAGGUGUUAAGCUGCACUCAACAAGACAAUUUACACAUUUUAGCAGCUGAAAACUUUUUCAAGAAACUGUGCAGUAAAGGGUAUGGUGUUCCAUAUAACACCCCAGGAAGUGUACCCUAUUAUAAAAUGUAUACAUAACUUUGAUUUGCAGUUAAAUUGUUUGUGGAAGUCCAUUUGAAAAUCUCUUGAUAUAGUUUGUGAACCAGUGGAAGAAGUACAGCACCAGUGUGCAUUAACCUACAGCUUUAACUACAACAUAUGGAUCCAUUUUUUGAUAAUGAGUCAUACAUCUACCUUCAAAAGCACAAAACAGAGAAAAUUGAAAUCAUUCAC